This is a messenger RNA of Paramecium octaurelia, 1779 nucleotides long. The record is from the annotation of a GenBank genome assembly. NCBI's taxonomy places the organism in Eukaryota, Ciliophora, Oligohymenophorea, Peniculida, Parameciidae.
GUUAAAUGGAAAUUAACUAACUCAUCUCUAUCAGUCAAGAUGAAUAGGACUGCUUUUUUAGUGAUGAUGAUGAAUAAAUUUCAUAAAUAAUAGAGUAGGAUCCAACAGGUCGAUUUUGUAAAGUAUUUAUCAAUUUAUAACUCAGUAUAAUGAAGAAAUCGGCAAAGGGGCUUAUAAAAGUGUGUUCAGAGGAUAUGAUAAUUAAAGCGGUUGUGAAGUGGCCUGGAAUGUUUUCUAAUUGCAUACUGUUCCAGAAAGUAUUCAGAUUUCAUUGAAUUAUUGUAGAUGAAAGAAGAAGAGCAAGAUAGGAGAUUUCAAUCUUAAGUAGUUUAAAACAUAACAACAUUAUUAAUUUCAUCCAUUCUUGGCAUAAUAAAAAGAAGAAAGAAAUAAUUUUCAUAACUGAAAUCAUUAAUGGUGGUUCUUUGAAGAAGUAAUAAUAUAAAUCACAUUCCACUAGUUAUUUACGAAGAAUCUUGAGACCAAAACUAAAAGUCAUCAAAAAUUGGUGUAGAUAGAUUCUCUUAGGUCUUGAGUACAUGCACAAAUAAAACAUCAUUCAUAGAGAUUUAAAAUGCGAAAACAUAUUAAUAGAUACAAAUAAUAACGAAUUAAAAAUUGGUGAUUUGGGACUCUCCAUCUAGUAAGGAUAGCAACAAUUAUUAGAUUACAAUAAUCUUUCACUAGUUCUGUGUUGGGAACUCCAGAAUUUAUGGCCCCUGAAAUUUAUUAAGAACACUAUGAUACUAAAGUAGACAUCUAUGCCUUCGGAAUGUGUCUCUUAGAAAUGGUGACUGGGGCCAAACCAUUCUGCGAAUGUAAGGGAGGUAUCGGCUAAGUGAUCAAAAAGGUAAUGGAAUAGUAGAAACCACAAUCAAUUGAUGCAAUUCUUAACGAUAAGAUCAAAUCCAUUAUCUUAGAGUAAGAUAUCAACGUAAUCUAAUCAGAUGUUUGAAACCCCCUGAGUAAAGACCCUCUGUUUCUGAAUUGCUACUCACUCAUUUUAAUGGGUAGACCUAAGAGAAUGACAAUUUGCCAGUGGCUAUAAAUGAACAAUAUUUAAUCCAAUUGAGAGAUGAUAGCAAAAGUACAAUUGUUUUAUUGUUCAGAUUCAUCUCUUCUAAAAUGCAAUCUAUCAAACAAAAUUAUGUUGACCGCAGGAAGUAGCAAAUUUGAAACAAAUUCAGAAAUCAGCAACCAAAAACAACCUUAGUAAAUUUAAAUGAAAAAGAAAAACAUUAUUAUAUAAACAGACGACGAAACGGAUCAAGUCUUUAUGCAGUGUUAUAAAGCCUAUAUUGUAAUUUCAAAACCUCUAUAUUUUUAGGAUAAAAAGAAAGAUGAUACUUUCUUAGACCUGGAAUAAAGACAAGAAAAGGAAUUGCAAAUCUUGAAACAGUUCCAUGCCUAAUAAAAAUAGGAAUACUUAAAAAAAACUCAAAGUUCUUAGGCAGGCAUUAAAAUAUCCAAUUAACUAUUUUAAAAUUCUGGAUUUAUGUCUCCUAGAUCAUAUCAGAACUUUUUUGAUUUUCAAAAUGAGUCAAAUACCAUCAAAUCAAUAGUUGAAAGUCCAUGUAUGGAAAAGAUUGCCAAUACUAAGAUUUCUAAAUAAGGAUAACUUAAUGUAAAUAUAACAUUCAUUUUUAUAGUAGGGGGAUAGUUCAUAAGGAUUAUAAUUCUAAAUUAAUCCUUAAUCUUAAAAUGGUAUUUUGAAUCAAUUAAAUGUAGAUAAAUAAAUAGAAGUCAAUUUUUGACAACUAAUAAACAAACCAUUAAAAC